CUUCAAUCCACUCCUACCUCCUACCCCUCCCUGUAACUUCAAUGGCAAACCCCUCCAUGAAUAACUUCUUCAGCCAGAGCCAACCUUCUGCCUCCAAACCCACCGAGCAUGCAGCAGCUUCGUCCACCAACUCAUCUCCGCGACGUUUUCCUUGCCCCUACUGUACCCGGGGGUUUGCCACCGCUAAAGCUCGUGCCGGCCAUCAGAAAGCUCACAAGCACGAGCGAGCCGCUGCUGCUGGGCCAAACUUUCCAGCCAAAAACCUGCAGGAAUACCCCCUACUUCCUCUGUUCCCCACUUGUCCACGGCAGCCGCCGCAGCCACCGCCGCACCAGCAGCACCAGGACCAGAACCUAGCUUCCAGCUCGGUCCCUCAGAGUUUUCUGGGCGUUUCGACUGCUGAUGCUCUCUCCACUAACACUGACGAGGAUGAUUCUGCCAAUAUGGACCUCACCCUCGGCCUGUGAAGGACUUUAGACUGAAUGGUGAUGAAGGUAAUACAUAAAUAAAUGCUGGUUUUAUUAAAAAAUGAGUUUUUAAGUUUGAUGAUGAGACUUGGUUGGCAUUAUUUCCUUAAUUCUUGUUCUGCCCAGCAUGGUCUGCUUUUAUGUUUGAUUAAUGUGCGUGUGCGUAAUGUUUUAUGUGUAGGAGUACGUAGUAUACUCCAUUAAAUAAAGAAUAUCUUGUUGU
Rubroshorea leprosula is the source of this 690-nucleotide messenger RNA. The record is from the annotation of a GenBank genome assembly. NCBI's taxonomy places the organism in Eukaryota, Viridiplantae, Streptophyta, Magnoliopsida, Malvales, Dipterocarpaceae.